AGACCGUCGCCAUGCUGUCCAAGCUCAGGUCGCACCCCGUCACUAGCGAAGAGGCGCUAUCAGUAGCGAGACAGCUUGGGGCGACGACGUACGUGGAGACAUCAGCGCGGGCUUCCAGCAAGGGCGUGAAGGAUGCCUUUGAAGUGGCCGCUUUGGCCGCACUGGGCAAACUGAACAAACAGCAGAUGAAGCAACAGCAGAAGCAGGUGGGACGCAGCAAAAGCAAACGGGACCUAAAAGCCGAGCUAAAGGGGCGAGCGAAGAGUUGCUGCGUCAUGUGAUCCGUAGCCGGCCACCCCUCGCGGUGGCCGAACGACUGCUAGGCGGCCACCGCCCUUCAAAACUUCUCAAUCUACCGCCAGCACUAUGGCUUCAUCACAUAGAAGACACACCGGGCCCAAUGUUGCGCCUUGCGUGACACCUGCACCCAACGCCGAAACAAAAGUGUAUUUUGACGGUUAAAGUGACCUAUUCAUCUUCUGAAACUGAAUGAGAAUCGAAAAAGUUGUCGAAAAGUUUGUGAGACUAUCGAAAAUUUUAAAAUUAAGUGUGAUUAUAUUUAUCAAAUGCCUCGAUAAGAAUUAUAAGGACUGUAAUAUUUAUAUACGACGGAAUGAGAUUGGUUUAGCGAUCGUGAGGCUGGAUCUUUUGUAAUCUUCCUUUAAAGAUAUCAUUGAAACAAAGGUGCAAUGUAUAAUGACCCCCAGGGUUUCAGCGUAAGCCUGUGAUAAAGUAAAAAAAUAGAAAAUUGAAAGUAAAAAGUGAAUAGCGGAGUUUAGGCAGUUUGAAAUUAGAGGCAAAUGAGCGCUGAAAUCGAAUGAUAUUUAAAUGUUAGUUAUUUACAAACUAUUAAUAUAAUUGUCCUAAAAUAAAAGAAUGAUACAUAGCUAGUAGACGAAAUAAGUGUUUUCAUAUACAUACAAUGAUGACCUAAUUGUAAUUACUCGAUGUUUUUCUAUAACCGUAGCAUUUUCAGAAUAUAAUGUAAUAAGAAAUUUAAAUGUGCUCCAUUGUUAUUUUUAUGUAGGACCAAUAUUAUGUAUUGUUUAAAUUCGAAAGCUUACGUAGUAAGAUUAAUUAAGUGGUCAAUAUGAUUGAUUUGAAAGCUACAAGCUAAAUUUGUUUUGUGAUAUACAUAUGUACGUAAUAAUGUAAAUUUAAUGAAAAACAAUGCACAAUUAUGGACAAUACUAAGUUACGGAGGUCCAUUUGCUAGUUAGUUCACGUCCAUGUUUGCUACGUUUAGGACUUAGCGUUUUGUACAUUAUACCAUGUUGAUGUUAAAUGUUGCUUGCAUUCAUCGUGUUUUUCUUCAUUGAAUGUAACACGUUUCAAAAUGUUAAUUUCGUCUCUUUCACUUCCAUUAAAUGUUCAUUAAACUUUAUUAUCAUUCACAACAAUUUAUUUUGUAAGAUUAUAAGAUAUAUUAUUUAUAUUAUAGUAGGUAUGUAUGUGUUACAAAUUAUUCUAUAUUAUAUUUAGAUAUUUUGUAAUAAUUUCGUAUAUUCUAAACGCACAAAACAUCGACUUGAUCUUAAUUUCAAGAAUAUUAGAAAUCAUUAUUGCUUACGCACAGUGUUAACAGUCAUUAGAAAAUCAAUGUUUGUAUAAACGAGUCACCAUUUUCUAAAGUAGUCAAAAUAAUUAAAUCUACACUUUAUACUUUAGAUUUUUGUGCGAAUCAAUUAUGAACAUUAUUAUAUCUACCACUACAUAGUAUAUUUAUGUUAUUUAAUACAAUUUUUAUAUUCAUUAUUGUAGGUUGAAAAAUAAUAUGAUUCCUUCUGGUAAGAUUCAAUUAGUCAUUUUAAAUAUUUCUAAAAACCUUGUAUCUUUAGUAGAUGUUUAGUAGGUACUAUAUUUUCUUAUAAUGUUAAAGUUAGUUUAAAUUUGAAUUGUUUAGAAUAUCGUAAGUCGAUAUCAAGCUUUAAAUUCAAUGUUAGCUUUAAUUAUGAAGUAAAAGUUAUUAUUAUUAAUAUUUAAACCGUUGGAGUAGUUAUAAAUCUUUUCUUUUAAGUUAUUUUUCUUAUUUUAUUUUAUGUAUGACAUCCUGAACCUUACACAUAUCAUUGUAACAUAAAGUAACUUCUCUAACGAGGAUAUAAUACUGCGGUUUGGAUAUUGGUAUGAAAUUAAAAAACUUUUGAUACUGAGUUUUUCUUUUAGAUGCUUUUGUGUUAUGUAUUUGUAGUCUGUAAUUUAACGAAUGUUGAUUUCUUGAACAUAAUGGUAACAAAAUCGUAGUGUAAAUAAUAAUCAUGCCAAUAACCAAAUCAUCAUCUUGUCCUAGGUCUAUAAGAUUGGAACACGUUUCAUUUCACAACGACGCCACUUGUAUAAAAGGUGGGAAUUGUUUUAAUGUUAGUAACUUUUGUACUGGUGCAACAAUAUGUGGUAAAAAAACAGUUAUUAAUCAUGAUAUUAAUCAUCGAUUGGCUGAGGACAUUGUAAUUAUGACAGUAUUGACUGAAGACUAUAAGGAAGAUAUACCUAUUCAAAGAGCUCAAGAUUUUUAGUAACUGAAUAUUAACUGGUCCCGUUAAUGCUUCCAGUUAUGCUAAAUCGCCGGUUUCUCACUAGGUCACAUUAAACAAAGAAAUAAUUGAUGGUGCAGUGCACCUCUUUCGGUCCAUAAUAAUGGUUCACAAAUGGUUUAUUUUUCUUUAAAUAGUUUUAGUCAACUUUUACAAAAUGACUACUGAUAUUGUAAGGUCAUAUUGUUGCACCUGUAUUUACGUUUUAACUCUAGUAACGAACGUUAAGCUAAUGAAUGUUGUUCUAGAAUAUUGAAUAUAGCGAUCAGUGUUUUUUGAA
Ostrinia nubilalis (European corn borer) is the source of this 2814-nucleotide messenger RNA. RefSeq names its product rho-related GTP-binding protein RhoN-like. Bases 12 to 281 code for a protein of 89 amino acids. The record is from RefSeq and is a predicted model, not a curated record. NCBI's taxonomy places the organism in Eukaryota, Metazoa, Arthropoda, Insecta, Lepidoptera, Crambidae. The transcript has 3 exons.